Molecule: messenger RNA, 2400 nt
Organism: Aspergillus piperis CBS 112811
Lineage: Eukaryota; Fungi; Ascomycota; Eurotiomycetes; Eurotiales; Aspergillaceae
Product: putative C2H2 finger domain protein
Exons: 2
Coding region: 1-2394 (797 amino acids)
Source: RefSeq, a predicted model, not a curated record
AUGUCAAGCGAAGACUUGCAGUGGCUGGAAAGUUACCUGCGCCAUGGAUACGACCCAGAAGCCCAAGGCGUCGAUGAUCAUGCGGCAUUUUAUCAGUCGAAUCCAUACUUUGCUGUGCCCCCUUCCUCGUCUUACACAGCUGCCCGCAAUGGCUCUGCCGGGUCUCAUGGAUAUCAGUAUUCAAACGAGAGGGAUGUGAGGCCUGGCUCAUUUCCAGAAAACCAACAUCACCCUCCCAAUCCUCGGUCUCGCCAAACGCAGUAUACCCAAGCUUCUACUAUGGCACCACCCCCAGGCUCGCAUACUGAAAGCUCGUCCCGUUUCGCUGCUCCUUUUGGUCCGAAGUCGCUGCCCUCCAAAUCACCGAGGCCCCCUCCUUCGCAGGAAUAUAAACGUGCGCAUCAGUUGCCGAAGCCGGUGCAGACACACAGGACUGGCCCUCCAGCAGGGUAUAAGCCGCCCCCUCCUCGAAUGUCUCAACCGGCGCCUCAGUCCUAUCCAGCGCCCCCUCCAGGGUACCAGCCGGCUUCAGAUUCAGCGCCACAUUCAACCCCUCAAGCACCGUCAAGUCCGACCCCGCCUCAGAUGUCAGGCUCUGUACCCUCGAGUAUACCCCCUGCCCAGUCGUCUAGUACCGUAUUCACAAGCCAGCCUCAUGUCCAGCCCUCGAAUGCUGUCAUUUCGGCCCUGCUACUGCAGACAUCGAAUACGGCCCCACCAUUACUGCCACCUACACCAGCGCAAGCUCCCAAUUCACAUCCUUCACCUAUGCCACCGACGCAAUUCACUACACAUCCUUCAUAUUCACCUAUGACAGCCCCUCAACCAAGUUCGCACGUCACCCCAACAACCUCAGCUGAGACAUCCAACUCGGCUCCUCCAGUGACCGUCCCGACUACCCAGCCGUCGACUUCAGCGCCUCCGCCCAAUCCACCUGCGCAGAUGACGGAUACAACCUUGCAAGCUACAAUGCAGCAAACAAAUACUGCUGGGAAUGGUAGUGAGCCUGGUCCUGAUGCAAAGAGACGUCGGAUAGCGCCCCCAUCCACCUCUAAUCGGUCAUCCGGGCGACCCUUAUUGCCCAGCUACGCAACAGCGCCUGCUGAGGAUCGUCCGGCUGCAGGGCUCUCUAUCUACAAUUAUUCACCACAAACAGGAGGCACCGGCUCCCCUGCACCCAAAAGCCAUUUGAGAUCGCGUGCCGACAUUGUUAAGCCGCUACGUGAGGAGGAUGCCGUGGAUAAGGUGAUCUAUGACCCGAAGACGAUCGCCAGAGAUGUUCUCAUUGCAGCCGGCCGCCACCCAACAGAGGAGACACUGAACCAUCACCUUCUUCGUUUGCGCGAUGUUUUCGUUCAUGUGGACACUUCAUCGGACCUGUCGACCUUUCGCUGGGAUCUAGUCGACGCGCUGGAGCCACGUGACCCAGAACCGCCAAAGUCGCAGCCGCGGCCGCGGCCGCGUCCCGCGCCUUCACUGCCUGUCCCUCCGAGCACCACCAACACCACUCUUCCCCCUCCACCACAAGCCCGGCAACCGCCACCUCUUCCCCAGUCACAGCCGGCACGACAAUAUCCGUCUUUGCAGCCCCUGCAGGGUCAGCCGUUGUUGGGUCAGCACCUUGCUCCUUUCAAGGCUGCCCCUCAGCCACAGAGCGGCCCAUCUGCCUCGGCAGCGCCCCCGCUACCACAACCGCGGCCGCAACAACCGUCAACCCCUCAGCCCCCGUCACAAUCAAGUGUACCUACCACAACCACGCGAGUGACACCGAUGACGGGCAAAAGAAGACCGGGUCGGCCCCCGGGCAGCACGAACAAGGCGCGGCAGCAGCCCCAGCAGCCUCCCAUGUCGUCGGCAGUUCCGUACCCGGUAUUUGCAUGUAAUUGGACGAAUUGCCAGGCGCAGCUGCACAAUCUGGAUGGACUGAAGAAACAUGUCUUCAAGGUGCACGUGUCUCAGACGCUCAAUUGCGCAUGGAAGGGGUGCACGUUCCCAGACGCUCUGCCUGCCGCAGUUUUGUUCAAACAUGUGAAGAAGGAGCAUUUGGAACCGGUCGCAUGGAAGCUCGGGGAUGGGCCCACGGUGCCUGUAACUGUGGGAAACGAUGCUAGCGGCAGUCCUGGGCGGCUCUUGGCCUUCCCAGACACCGCACAGCCCAACAGUGAAGACUCACUUAUAAUCCCUGCCAGCGGCAGUUCCAUCCGUGCCUUUAACCGAGUGCAUGGGAAUAAUACUCAACAGGAGAGGUCCCGGGAGAUCCUUAAGGCAGUCCAGCGACUGAAGGAGCACAUUGGAGUCGGACUUGACCCGGGCGGGUGUGAGCUUGCGACCCCGGCGCGGAAUGAGCGAUUGAACAAUGACGAAGAUGUCUACGAGGUGGUGCCUGCGACCUAGAAGAAC